This is a messenger RNA of Didymosphaeria variabile, 1284 nucleotides long. RefSeq lists its product as uncharacterized. Lineage: Eukaryota; Fungi; Ascomycota; Dothideomycetes; Pleosporales; Didymosphaeriaceae. Gene Ontology annotation, biological process: proteolysis. The coding region runs from base 1 to 1284 and encodes 427 amino acids. The record is from RefSeq and is a predicted model, not a curated record. The transcript has 2 exons. Gene Ontology annotation, molecular function: zinc ion binding; metallocarboxypeptidase activity.
AUGAAGUUCUUCGCUAUUUCCUCGGCCAUCUUGGGCCUGGCAUCUGCCGCAGCCGUCCAGAACAAGGUCAGCUACGAUGGCUGGAAGGUCUACCGCGUCACCGUCGGCGAUGAUUCUAGCAAGCUCAGCUCGGUGAUGAACAAGCUCCAGUUGAGCACAUGGAAGGGCAAGGUCGCAACGAGCUCGGUCGUCGAUAUUCCAGUUCCUCCUCUCCAGGCCUUGGAGUUUGAGUCCGGAAUUCAAGGUUACAGCUCCUUGGUCAUGCACGAGGAUCUUGGUGCUUCAAUUGCCCAAGAGGAGAUCUUCGAGACUUAUGCCUCCGACUUCUCUGCCGCCGCGGCUCCCAACGCGACCUGGUUCAAUGCUUACCACACCAUUGCGGAGCAUCUGCAGUGGCUGAAGGACCUCCAAGCUGCAUACCCAAGCAACUCCGAGAUUAUUACAGCAGGUAACUCUCUCGAAGGACGUAACAUCCAGGGUAUCCACAUCUGGGGUUCAGGCGGCAAGGGCUCGCAGAAGGGUGUGGUAUGGCACGGCACUGUGCACGCUCGCGAAUGGAUCACCACAAUGGUAGUCGAGUACGCCGCAUACCAGCUCCUCACCUCCACCAACACGGAUGACGCCUCCUACAAGAACAAGUACGACUUCUACAUCUUCCCCAUCGUCAACCCAGACGGCUUUGCCUACACCCAGUCCACCGACCGCAUGUGGCGCAAGAACCGCAAGUCCAUCACCACCUCAAGCUGCGUCGGCACAGAUAUCAACCGCAACUGGCCCAACCACUGGAGCCAGGCCGCCGGUGCUUCGACAAACCCCUGCGCCGAAGACUACAAGGGCCAAGCCCAAGGCGACACCGUCGAGAACAAGGCGCUCCGCGCGCACCUCGACAGCAUCGCGGCCAGCUCAAAGGGCGCAAUCCUCUACAUGGACAUCCACUCGUACUCCCAGCUGUGGAUGUACCCCUACGGCUACACCUGCUCCGGCACGAUCCCCAAUUCCGCGAGCUACGCCAGCCUAGCCAAGGGCGCCGUCGCUGCGCUCAAAGCCGUCCACGGCACGACUUUCACCGCCGGUCCCAUCUGCUCCACCAUCUACCAAGUUUCCGGGUCUUCGGUCGACUACGCGCUUGAGAAUGCCGGCAGCAACACCGGCGUCAAGUACUCGAUGACGGUCGAGCUUCGCGACACGGGUGCGAACGGCUUCGUGCUGCCUGCGGCUCAGAUCAAGCCCAGCGGCGAGGAGACGUGGGCGGGUCUUGCGUACUUGCUUAAGAACAUGACGUAG